Molecule: messenger RNA, 567 nt
Organism: Cryptomeria japonica (Japanese cedar)
Lineage: Eukaryota; Viridiplantae; Streptophyta; Pinopsida; Cupressales; Cupressaceae
Exons: 2
Coding region: 1-567 (188 amino acids)
Molecular function (GO): nucleic acid binding; RNA-DNA hybrid ribonuclease activity
Source: RefSeq, a predicted model, not a curated record
AUGGGGUUUAAAGGAUUUGUUACAGGAAGUAUCGGCAAUGGUGACUCAGUGGUUUCUGCAGGAACUGCUGGUGCCAUAGAUGUCGUGGCGGGUUCUGAUGCAGUUGCUACUGCUAAUGGUGCUAGUGGUGGAGUCAUAAGGGAUCAUCUUGGGAACAUGGUUGCAGCCUAUGCUAGCAACCUAAGGGAUAAUACGGUCACUCAAGUUGAAGGAAUGGCCCUCCUUUGGGGUCUGAAAAUGGCUAACUCCAUAGGAAUAAAGCAUCUCAAAAUUGAAGGAGAUUCUCGAAUCAUUAUCGAUUAUAUCAAAGGAAACGCUUCAGCAGGAUGGAGAGUGGAACCUAUUCUGAGAGACAUUAGGUACUUUCUGGUCAAAAUGAAGGACUUCACUAUAUGCCACAUAUUCAGAGAAGGAAAUAGAGCCACCGAUUCCAUGGCGGCUGAAGGAAGAUUGCAGAAUGGCUUACGAUGCUGGAGGGACUCCAAUCUACUGCCAAUCACCAUUAAGGAAAUCUUGGAAAAGGAAAAGGCAUUUUCCAAGGAAAGGACAACCCCCUCUGCUCAAUGA